AAAGUAAGAGUUUAUUGUUAACCAAAGAAACAAGAAAAAAGAAACAAGAAAGGGAAUUAAGAAAUUUAAAGAAAGUUCCCACCUAUUCUAUUCCUCUCUAUUCCUCUCUUUCAAACUUCCCAUAAAGACAUUUAUAUAGUUGUCUUACCCAUUCCCUAUUCCUCAUUCUCUCUCUCUAAACAAUCAAAGAGAUGAGUGAUAAUGGAAUUGUAGAGAAAGCUCUUAGCUGCCUGGGUAAAGGGUUUGAUAUAACAUCUGAUUUUAGACAAAAAUACCACAAGGGAAAAGAUAGAUUAGUUUUGCUAAGUGAAACAGAAACAAGAGAGCUUGUGGUACCGGGUUUCGGAACCUACAAGGAUGUCUCUGUCGACAUAAAAUGCGACAAAGGUGAUCGAACUCGAUUCCAAUCCGACAUCCUCGACUUCAACCAGAUGUCGGAACUUUUCAACCAAAAAUCCUCGGUGUCAGGGAAAAUUCCUUCCGGUCAAUUCAACUCUAUGUUUGGUUUCCAGAGCGGAUCAUGGGCAUUUGAUGCACAAAAAACCAAAUACUUAGCGUUUGAUGGUUACUUCAUAGUACUCUUCAUUGUUCAUAUUGACCGGUACCCUCUUGUACUCUCCGAUGAGGUCCGAAAUGCAGUUCCCUCCACUUGGGAUCCAUGUGCUCUUGCAAGAUUUAUAGAGAAAUAUGGGACCCACAUAGUAGUGGGGCUGGGCGUUGGAGGGCAGGAUGUGGUGCUGCUAAGGCAAGACAGGUCAUCAGAUUUUGAUCCAACACUGCUUAAAAACCACUUGGAUGAUCUUUGUGAUCAAUUGUUCACUGGCACUUGUACCUUCUCUCCUCACCAUUGCAAGGCCAAAGAACACAAAAACAAGGCACCGCAGGCUUUCAACGUGUUUGAUCCGCAACCUAUUGGGUUCAACAGCUACUCAGCUAUCUCCUCUAAAGAUGGUAUAAGUGUAAUAUGCUCAAAAAGGGGAGGAGAUACAACAAUGAGUAGCCAUUGUGAGUGGCUGCCAACAGUGCCAUCAAUGCCAGAUGCAGUUCACUACAGCUUCAUUCCCAUCACCUCUCUCCUCAAAGGUGUCCCUGGCAGAGGCUUCUUAUCCCAUGCGAUCAACCUCUACAUGAGAUACAAGCCUCCAAUAUCAGAUUUACAGUACUUUCUAGACUUCCAAGGGCACAAGCUUUGGGCUCCAGUCCACAAUGAUCUUCCACUAGGCCCAAACACUAGCAAGUCCAUUCCUACCCUUUCCCUUCAAUUCAAACUCAUGGGUCCUAAACUUUUAGUCAACACUUCACAGGUCACAGCUGGAAAGAGACCUGUUACAGGGAUGAGGUUGUAUCUUGAGGGCAUGAAAUGCAAUAGGUUAGCCAUACACCUCCAACAUCUAUUAAACACACCAAUUCUCCUCCAAAACAAGAUCGCCGAUUCACCAACAUGGCGCGGAUCAGAAGAACUCUCCGACGUCCGCUACUUCGAGCCCAUCCAAUGGAAAAAAUUCUCUCACGUAUGCACAGCUCCAGUCAAGUACGACCCCAACUGGACCACAACCCGUGACGACUCCGCCUUCAUCGUCACUGGGGUCCAACUCCACGUUAAAAAGCACGACUCUAAAAGCGUGUUGCACCUACGUCUCUUAUUCUCUAAGGUCUCAAAUUUUUACGUGGCGCAAUCUAAUUGGGUCCGGAGCUCGUCAGAGAAUUCUCAAAAAUCAGGUUUUUUUUCUGCGAUUAGUACUUCGAUUACGGGUAAUGGAGAGAAGGAGAAAACACCAGUGGUGGUUGUGGAUUCUAGUGUUUACCCGACGGGUCCGCCUGUGCCGGUGCAGACUCAGAAGCUAUUGAAGUUUGUGGAUAUAUCACAGUUGUGUAGAGGACCGUUGGAUAGUCCUGGGCAUUGGUUGGUGACUGGGGCGAGGUUGGUUUUGGAAAAAGGGAAGAUUUGCCUGAAUGUUAAGUUCUCUUUGCUCAACAUGUGUUCAUAGCUACUGAGGAAGGUAACAAAAAUGUUAAAUGCAUAGAAAUAGAACACAGGAA
This is a messenger RNA of Camellia sinensis, 2040 nucleotides long. Its product is annotated as MAC/Perforin domain-containing protein. The record is from RefSeq and is a predicted model, not a curated record. Gene Ontology annotation, cellular component: plasma membrane. NCBI's taxonomy places the organism in Eukaryota, Viridiplantae, Streptophyta, Magnoliopsida, Ericales, Theaceae. Gene Ontology annotation, biological process: plant-type hypersensitive response; regulation of salicylic acid mediated signaling pathway.